CUUCGUUUGGCAUGAAAUGGCGUCCAUUGAUUCUCUCCAAUUCCAUUCUCUCUGCAAUGUCCAGUCGUCGAUUAGAAGAGCCAAGCUUCGGAUUCCUUCAAAUCUGGUUGUGUUCAGAAGGAGACACGAAAAUCUGAACUGGGUUCAAGUCGAAGCUAAGCGAAGGUUCGUGUGCAGAGCGAUUGGUGAUUCGUCGACUCCAGAUGAAGACAUUCAGAAUACUCAAAAUGAUGAUGAGGUUGUUGUUGUUGCUACGACGCAAAGUAACGUUCCCGGUGAUUCCGAGAAUUCAGUUUCGAGAUUUCGGAGUAUGAUUAUCACUCUCCCUCCUGUCGUCUUCGUGAUGAAAAAGUGCUCAGGGAACAGCAUUUGGAUUGGGAUUUGUAUCGCAGCUACUGUUUUGGUCGCGGCUAUUAGGGUUUAUGCAGUUAGAGAGUCAAGAGAUAAUCAACGUGCUGGCUCGGUCGCUGAUCUUGUGAGACGUGGCCAGCUGAGAUCUGGUGAUAGAAGAGGCAUCUCCAAAUCACUUAACUACGAGGAUCCAUUCAACAAUCCUUUUGUGAAACUUGAUAAAGGAAGCUCAACGGUAGAGAUGUGCGGGAAAGUCUAUCGGCUAGCUCCAGUCACACUUACAGAGAAAGAACAAACUAUUCAUCAGAAAAGAAGGUCAAGAGCUUACCAAUGGAAAAGACCAACGGUUUUUCUCAAAGAAGGAGACGCAAUACCGCCUGAUGUUGAUCCCGAUACAAUCAGAUGGAUACCAGCCAACCAUCCAUUUGCAACAACGGUUAGCGAUAUUGAUCAAGACCUUGCCCAGAACAAUGUCUACCAGAAGCAAGGUGUUCCUUUCCGGAUUCGAGCUGAGCAUGAAGCUAUGCAGAAAAAGCUUGAAGCUUUACAGAAUGAGGAGAAAUUGAAUAAUGUGAGUAUUGACAGCCAAAAUGCCAGGGAAUUUCAGAGACCAUACAAGUUAGCAACUAAGCUCGAAGGUGAAAAUAUCCAGAAGAAUUCUCAGGAGAAUCCUACCGGCAAUUCAUCCUCUGAGGAGACGCAUAAGUCCUGAGAUUCACUAAGUUGAUUGUAAAUACAGUUUUUCCUCGAGAAUCACACUUGCGUUCCAAGUAACUGAGAUUUUCUUUGUAGUUAAGCUCCAAACCCUAUAUCAAUGUUUUUGUUCUA
Molecule: messenger RNA, 1179 nt
Organism: Capsella rubella
Lineage: Eukaryota; Viridiplantae; Streptophyta; Magnoliopsida; Brassicales; Brassicaceae
Product: protein MULTIPLE CHLOROPLAST DIVISION SITE 1
Exons: 5
Coding region: 17-1063 (348 amino acids)
Biological process (GO): chloroplast fission
Cellular component (GO): chloroplast inner membrane; chloroplast
Source: RefSeq, a predicted model, not a curated record